AUGUCGGAAUCGGAACCUAUUGCGAGUUCAAGUUCAAACACUGCAUCAGGUGACCCUGGUAGAAAAUAUGGAACUCAAGAUCCUAAAUCUAGGAACAAUUUCACUUUCCACUUUUGUGGUAAAGUAGUCAAGGGUGUUGUAUAUCGUUUAAAAUGGCAUUUUAUUGGAGAUGAUUAUGAUCUUGGUGAAGAGGACGAUGACUGUGUUGAAAUAGAAGGUGGUAGUAGUAAGGUGACCCCACGAAAAAGACCGAGAAAAAAAGGUCCCCUAGAUAGGUUCUUCACUCCUAAUCCUAAAGACGUGAUCAAAGUUAUUGGGCAAUUUGGCCCCAGAAUGAAACCACCAAACGUGUAUGAGCUAAGAGUCCCUUUACUCAACCAAGAAGUAAAAAUCGUUGAAGAAGAAGUAAAWGAACAUAAAAAGGAAUGGGCCCAAAAAGGUUGCUCUAUUUUAUCGGAUCGAUGGCAUGAUUCGGUUGUCCAAAAAGACAUAAUUAACUUUAUGGUGAACUCUCCAAGGGGUUCUGUAUUAGUGCAGUCUAUAGAUGUUUCCGAUGUCUCUAAAGACGCAAAUUUGUUGUUUGGAAUUCUUGAUAAAAUGAUGGAUGAUGUUGGAGAAGAAAAUGUAGUCCAAGUGAUCAUCGAUAAUGCAUCUGCGUACGUUAAAGCGGGGAAGAUGCUAGAAUCUACGAGAAAGCAUCUUUAUUGGACUCCAUGUGCUGCCCAUUGCAUAGAUCUUAUGUUAGAGGAUAUCGGGAAACAAAUUCUUCAGGUGAAGAGUUGUUUGAAGAAGGAAAUGUUCGCUAAUGGAUACUGUUGA
Messenger RNA from Cynara cardunculus var. scolymus (artichoke), 819 nucleotides. RefSeq lists its product as uncharacterized. The transcript is spliced from 4 exons. Bases 1 to 819 code for a protein of 272 amino acids. Lineage: Eukaryota; Viridiplantae; Streptophyta; Magnoliopsida; Asterales; Asteraceae. The record is from RefSeq and is a predicted model, not a curated record.